AUGCUGUGGUUUUUCUACACCUUCUCGCUGUGCGUCGUGGCCGCGGCGGCGGGCUACCUGACCUGGAAGUACCCCAACGCCCACACGGGCCCCGUGGUGAAGCUGAAUGCCUUCCUGGCCUGGCUGGCCUCCUUAUCCAUGCUCGCCCUGGCGCCCGCGGACAUCCUGGUGGCCCUCGACGCCCAGGUGGAGCGGGAGCACCCCCUGGCGGUGCUGUGGCAGGUGGCCUACUGGUACGCCUUCGUGGCCAUGGUCCUUUUCCUGCCCUUCCUGCAGGGCUACGGGGAAUCUGGAGACUUCCUGCUGGUCGACAAGGUCAUGUACUCGCUGCGGGACAACGGCAAGUUUUACGGGAUCGUGACCCUCCUAGGCCUCUUGGGGGUGAUUCUGCUGGCGGCGCUGGGCCAGCUCGCCCCCAACAACCUGCUAGGUUGGCUGAUGGGGGUGUCGAAUGCGUACGGCCUGUUUGGGGCCAUCUUUUUGAUGGGCUACGGCCUGGUGGAGGUGCCGCGGAAGCUGUGGCAGAAGGCGGACGUGAGGCGACGGGCGGCGCUUCUGCACCACAACGCCGGUGUGCAGGUGGAGAAGGCCGGCAAGGCACAGAAGAAGUUGGCAAAGACGAUGGGGGUGGUGGACAGGGUGUCUGAUCUGUUUGGGACGCGGGACCGGCUGAGGCCGUACAUGGACAAAAUCGAGAGGAUGAUGGAGAGGGUGGACGAGGUGGCGCCUGAGGAGGUGGACUUGGAGAAGGAAGACGUGGAUUUGGACUAUUUCACAAGGCAGGAUUUGGGGGAGCUGCGGAGGCAGCUGCGCCAGGCGAUCGAGGGGUUUGAGAGGGAGAAGGAGCGGUACCUGCAGCUGGUGCGGACCUACUUCAGGGUGCACGACGUGCUGCAGAACAUCGACCGGGUGGGCUCUGGAUUUGUGUCCUACACGCGGACAGACAGCCCUGGGCACCUCAGCAGGCUGGAGUGGUGGUGGAAGUGCAGAUUGCAGGGCUGGAGCAUGCAGUGCCUGGCUGUGGCGCUGUGCUUUGUUUCGGGCGCCGUUGUGGUGGCCGAAGUGGGCAUCUCGGACCGCCUGCCCAACCUGUCUCUCUUCUCCAUGGCCCUGACCAGGGUGGCAGACAAAGACUUGAUGGUACUGGCGGUGUCGUUCCUAUCUUUCAUGUACCUCUGCAUCUGCACCUACUACACCCUCUUCAAGCUGGGUCAGUUCUCCUUCUACCUGCUCGUGCCCCGCCACACCUCGCCUUACUCCCUCCUGACAAAUGCCCUCUUCAUGGCGCGAUUCUCGUUCCCCCUUGCCUACAACUUCCUAGCAGCCAUCGCUAUGCCAGCUGGGAAGUCAGCGGACGAACCAGACCUGCAGCAGACAGAAUUCUACAGAGUGCUCGGGAGCAAGAUGGCUGCUGCCCCGGUCAUCGGCUUCCAGUUCACCACAUACAUGCCAAUGGUCAUUGUUCCAUACAUGCUCCUGGUAUAUUUCAGGGUCUUCAAUCGGGUGGCCGCUUUCUUUGAUCCCACGAAGCGCUUCUCCUUCGAUGAAGACUGGGACUCCUCCUACAUAUCCACUGGACAGUCCAUGCUGAGGAGGGAGCUGGAGAAUGCUCAAAUGAACCUGCCUCUGGGUUUGACCAUUUCCCAAGGAGUGCCUGCUGAUGCUGUCUUGACGCCUCGUCGCAAUGUCUUUGGCACUCGAAGAGCGCACUGGGCAAGGGCCCGGGCGCGCUCAGACAAUGGCCGUGAACGUAAUGGCCGAGAGUGGGUCAGAGAUGCCACUGCCAGAUUGAGUGAUGCUGUUGGUCGGAGGAGUCAGCAAAGCAGGCCUAGCACGUCUGUGAAUCGGGGACAGAGUGUACAGAGGAAUGGCGGGAGAUGGGACAGCAUCUUCUCGCACAUUUGGGGACGGCAAGACGAUGAUAACACACACAGAAGUGAGUAUACCAGGCUCAGAGGUGAAGACAUCGCAAGCGAUGGUGGCAGGAGUUGGUUUAGAUUUGGUGGCACAGGGAGGCAGUAG
Molecule: messenger RNA, 2022 nt
Organism: Ostreobium quekettii
Lineage: Eukaryota; Viridiplantae; Chlorophyta; Ulvophyceae; Bryopsidales; Ostreobiaceae
Source: the annotation of a GenBank genome assembly